AUGCUAAAAAGGGACAUGAAGCCAGACAGCGACAGGCCACGGAAAGUCCGGUUUCGGAUUGCGUCGUCUCACAGUGGGCGAGUUCUGAAGGAGGUCUAUGAGGACGGACCCCAGGCCGCCGGCUCUCUGGAUUCUGAGUGUGCCAGUGUCUGUGGGCUAGAUGGACUAAGUGAUUUUGAGGGACAGCAAAAUGGCCACAUCGGAUCAUUGGAGGGAGAUGGGCAUGUGAAAGAUCAGGAUAACAUGCUGGUACUAGCGAGGGCUGCCAGUGAGAAGGCUUUUGGUACAAGACGAGUGAACAUUUUAAGCAAAAAUGGUACAGUCAGAGGCGUCAAAUACAAAGUGAGUGCUGGCCAGGCUCUUUUUAACAAUUUGACCAAAGUGUUACAGCAACCGUCAGCUGAACUGGAAUUUGACCGAGUGGUGAUUUAUACCACUUGCCUCCGUGUGGUAAGAACGACCUUUGAGAGAUGCGAACUAGUUAGGAAGAUCUUCCAAAACCACCGAGUGAAAUUUGAAGAGAAAAACAUAGCCCUGAAUGGUGAAUACGGAAAAGAGUUGGAUGAACGAUGCAAACGGGUUUCUGAAGCCCCUUCCCUCCCCGUAGUGUUCAUCGAUGGCCAUUAUCUUGGGGGUGCUGAGAAAAUUUUGUCAAUGAAUGAAUCAGGAGAACUACAAGACCUCUUGACCAAAAUUGAGAGAGUGCAGCACCCACAGGAGUGUCCCUCCUGCGGAGACUUUGGCUUCCUGCCCUGCUCCGUGUGCCACGGGAGCAAGAUGUCCGUGUUUCGAAACUGCUUUACGGACUCUUUCAAAGCCUUGAGGUGCACCGCUUGCAACGAGAACGGCCUUCAGCGCUGUAAAAGCUGUGCUGGCUGA
Molecule: messenger RNA, 879 nt
Organism: Jaculus jaculus (lesser Egyptian jerboa)
Lineage: Eukaryota; Metazoa; Chordata; Mammalia; Rodentia; Dipodidae
Gene: Grxcr1
Product: glutaredoxin and cysteine rich domain containing 1
Exons: 4
Coding region: 1-879 (292 amino acids)
Biological process (GO): inner ear receptor cell stereocilium organization; sensory perception of sound
Cellular component (GO): stereocilium; kinocilium
Source: RefSeq, a predicted model, not a curated record